Molecule: messenger RNA, 556 nt
Organism: Mauremys reevesii (Reeves's turtle)
Lineage: Eukaryota; Metazoa; Chordata; Testudines; Geoemydidae
Product: netrin receptor DCC-like
Exons: 2
Coding region: 91-381 (96 amino acids)
Source: RefSeq, a predicted model, not a curated record
GGACCAUUGAGGUUUCUUUCCCAGACAGAAUCUGUCACAGCUUUUGCAGGAGACACAGUUUUGUUAACGUGUGAAGUAGUUGGAGAGCCUAUGCCGAUGGUACACUGGCAAAAAAACCUGGAGGACCUGAUCCUGAGCCCCAGUGACACCCGAGUGGCUGUCUUGCCCUCUGGAGCUUUACAGAUUAGCAGAAUCCAAGCAGGAGACAGUGGGAUCUAUAGAUGCCUUGCAAAAAAUCCUGCUAGUUCCAGAACUGGAAAUGAAGCAGAAGUCAGAGUUUUGACAGGUUCCAGAAACAUAACCUCAGCCAGACACUUUGGACAGACACUACAAGACUGCAGAAAACGAGAGAUGCUCACAUCACCACAUACGCUCCUCUAAUCAAUAUAGAGAAAAGAAUCUUCUUGUACACAGAAAAGAAUCCUAAGAUACAAAAUCACUCCCAAACUCAUCCCUGGUGUAAAUUGAUUGGUCCGGUUGGUUUCUUGAGAAGCCUGUACCCUGCUGAAGUGCAAUGAUUUUUUCCCCAAUGCAUAAGUUGUGUAGUUCAUUGUCU